CCCAGAGGAAUUGCUGUAUCUGGGGCAGCAGGAAGCUGUGCCUUUUGCAGUAUGCUUUAGAGCCACUUUUUUUUGGGUACCCACUCCUGUGAAAUCUACGGCUUCAGUAAUGUAUGUAGAGCUGUAGGGUAAAAGAACAGCCCAGAAAGCAACUCGCAUGCAAAACGUUAACAUUCCUGCUGUUGGAAGGCUCACGAGUCAAACUCCAAGCGUGCAGAGGAUCAGGGAUACAAGUAUAAAAGGAUUUCACUAACAGCGUGAAUGACAGAGGAGGUGCCCCCGACUGCACUUACGGAUGUAAACCUGCGUCUUCUCUGCCACGAUGACAUAGACACAGUGAAACAGCUCUGUGGCGACUGGUUCCCAAUAGAGUACCCUGACUCAUGGUACCGAGAUAUCACUUCCAACAAGAAGUUCUUUUCCCUGGCAGCCACAUAUAGAGGCUCCAUCGUGGGAAUGAUAGUGGCAGAGAUCAAGAGCAGAACAAAGGUGCAUAAAGAGGAUGGAGACAUCCUAGCUUCCAAUUUUCCUGUGGACACUCAAGUUGCUUACAUCCUAAGUCUUGGAGUGGUGAAGGAGUUCAGAAAACAUGGAAUAGGUUCGCUCUUGCUUGAAAGUUUAAAAGACCACAUAUCAACGACUGCCCAGGAUCACUGCAAAGCCAUCUACCUGCACGUCCUCACCACUAACAACACAGCAAUAAACUUCUAUGAAAACAGAGACUUUAAACAGCACCACUAUCUUCCCUAUUAUUAUUCCAUCAGAGGGGUCCUCAAAGAUGGCUUUACCUAUGUCCUGUACAUCAAUGGCGGGCAUCCACCCUGGACAAUCUUUGACUACCUACAGCACAUUGGAUCAACGCUAGCCAGCCUGAGCCCGUGUUCAAUUCCCCAGAGGAUAUAUCGACAAGCCCAGAGCCUUCUCUGCAGCCUUCUGCCCUGGUCUGGCAUUUCCGCCAAGAGCGGCAUUGAAUAUAGCCGGACGAUGUGACUGGAUCAGAAGAUGUACAAAAAGCAAAGGAUUGUUCUUCCUUUCACCUCCUGAACCAUCCGGCUCUGCACUGAUUCCAGGGAUGACGGCUCUUGGUCAGUGACCCAGCCCCUGGACGGGACUCCUUGUUCCACAGGUCGCCCGAGAUUUGGCAGACUUCCCACUUGUCGGGCUGCAGCCCUGACUUACCCCCGUGGCCUGGAGCCUGAGCGCUGCCCAGGCAGGCCUGGCUCGUGCGAGGUGUCUGGGCUGUGCCGUAGCUGAGGGCCCUUUGCAUCACCGGUCUGUGUGCAUGUUGCACUGUCCCCGCCACUUCCCUUGCCUCUGGUUUGCUCCCAUUUCUAUACGUGGUGUAGAGGGGCUCGGCUGCCGCUUCCGCACCAUGGCUACAGAAAGCGGCGUGAAUGAGGUUAACGAGUCUGCGCUGGCCAGCCGGGUCAGUGAGCCCUAAGAGCCCUGGCAGGCCGCUGCUGGCAGAACAUACAGUCAUGCCCUUGUUGCGGGGAAGGGAGGAGCUGGGCGAGGGGAAGCGGAGCGAGGAUCAUGUCUGGGUCCUGCCAAGUCAGCUGCUUCCUGCGGGUAACUUCCAGGGAGGGCAACUGCCUCGCAUGAGAAAGCACCCAGCCCCGCUAGCUGUCUGGAGUGACUUAAACAGAAGCAUCUAAUUCAGGAUGCAUCAAGUAGAAGGCAGGGAAUGAAAUUGCUAUUUCAUAGUGAAAUAUAUAUAUAUAUAUAAUACUGUAUAGAUCUUUCUGCCUUUGUCCAAGUUGGAAUGUAGCAGGGCAGGGGAGCUGCGGGUGUAGAGCCACUGCUGCAGCCAGAGCCCUUCCCCUCCGCUGCAUGCACCCUCCCUCGGCACCGGGGCUGGACUCUUGCAGGAUCUUUAGGGAUGAGAUCUGUGUACAGAUCACGACAGCUUUUCCUUGCUGAAGAAAAGCCCCCCAGCUGCUCAGCGGUGUGCUUCAGGCCGUAGCCCAGGCACCCCCGGGGCUGUGCCAGCGGGCAGUGUCCCCACAGCUGCGCAGCCAUGCCCUGGCUGCAGGACCCCGCGGUGACUGGGCACGGUUAUGCCCUGCCUGCGCAGAGGCCCCGAUGUGCCAGUGUGCUGCAGCCAGGCCGGGGACCCUUCUGCGCCUUGGAGCGAGGUCGGGUGAGCGCUUUGCUUUGAAGUUGGGAGUCUCUGCAGCUCCCCCAGCCCGGGCACGUGUCGGAGGUGCAGGUGUUCCUGCACCCUGCCGGGUUCCCCUGGCAAAGCCCCUUCCCCGGCUGAGGCCCUUCCCCUGCUCAGCGCCAUGUUCCUUGUUCCCCUUAUUUUGAAACUGGGACCUGAGCAAAGGAGGCCUGAGCCAGAGCGGGUGCAUCGCCUCCACGCGCAGGCAGUGCCGGCCCUGGCAGCGGGCACGGGCAGGACCUGAGGCUGACACAACACACGUCAGGCUUAGAAGGGAGAGAAGGCGCGUUAAGGUCUUGCAGUCACGUCAGUGUCUGUAACCCCUGAGGUGGGAGUUCAUUAGUAAAAGGGUGCAGGAGGUGAGCUUACUGGUUCCCGAGAAGGGUGGCUGGGACUAGCUGUGCCCUCUGCCGCCGCGGCGCUGGCACAGUGUGCUGCCGCUCAGCUCGGCGGUGGCUCUGGCGCAGCAAGCCUCAGUGAGCGCCGCUUCCCCCAUGGCCGGACGCCGGGAGCAGAUCGCUCCGGCCCCAGGGGUGGCACGUACCCUGUUCUGGUGCUCUGCUGGGAGGUGCUGGUCCCUCUCCGGGGACUCAGAGGUCUGGCUCAGUGGCUGUUUGACACCAGGUAAAAAGGUGUCUCCCUGAGGAUGGUCCAUCCUUGGGGACCUUCAAGCCCAAGGAAGCCAGGGCUGACCGCUGCGCGGCUGCCGGAGCAGAGCGCUCCGGAGGCUCCUUCCAGCCCACAGGUCUCUGGUUCCCGGUCAGUUUAGACGCGCAAGUGGUGCUGUGCUGGAUGCCAGGCUGCGGCCCCUGCCCUGCAUGCAGCAGUCGAGUUCAGGCUGGAGGGACGCGGUUUUGUGGCAGAGGAAGGGCAGUGGGGCAGGCAGCUGCACGCCGAGCUGGGGCUGAAGCUCGCAGGAUCAGCUGAGGCGCCGCUCGGCAUUUAGCUGGGCCGCAGGGUGGGAGAGGAGCUGCUCACUUGGUGGGUUUGCAGCCCACUGCCCCCAGAGCUCACCUCUGCAGGGCUGCGCGCUCCUGCCUGCGAGCAGCAUGGGCAGACGAGCAGUGUGGCCGAGGGCUUGGCUGAGCAGCCGUGUCCCACCGCCGGGCAGCCCCGGGCACCCUGUGCCUCCCCCCAGCGCCAUGGAGCUGGCUGGGCCCUUCGGCCGGGCUCCGGCUGCCACCCCCUCACCGUGGGGGCUCGGCUGCCUCCAGCAGGUGCCCUGGCCGUGCUCCUCUGCCCAACCUCAUGCCAAGCAGCUCUGCCUGCGUGUGUUGCUGAGGUGCUGGCUGCGAGGCUUCAGCUGUCCCUGUUGCCCCUCUCGCAGCUCAGCUGGCAGGGGAGGUGGGGCAGGGGCUACUGCAGCCCCUCCUAGCCACAGUGCUUUCCCCGGGGGAGACCUGAAGCCCCCUUCCAGCCUCAUUUGUGUUACCACUCUUUGGUUUUGGGCUUUUUUCUUUUUUUUUUUUUCUUAACCACAUUUUAAACACAUCUAUUGGUUUGCAUGAGUUUCUUUAGGAACUCAAGCCCCUGGUUUUCCUCAGCACUUGCUUUCUCUGGACCAGAAUGUAUCUCUUUCUCUGCUGAUUGCCUGGGACUGACCUUCCCCCAGCUUUCUCUCCUGCCCGUUACACAGCCCAACUCCGCUGCUGCGGAACUUGAGCACAUCCCGAGGGAAGCUGUGACUGGUCUGUGUCCUUCUGCCACCCUGUCCUCCGAGGCAUCGGCCACAUCCCCACCUCGUAGCCCCUUAUUUAUUGAGGAGCGUGCUGUCACCGCCAGCCUCUCUAAAUGUCUUCAAUUAAACCAAACCUCUUUUCCGA
Falco peregrinus (peregrine falcon) is the source of this 3984-nucleotide messenger RNA. RefSeq names its product N-alpha-acetyltransferase 60, NatF catalytic subunit (gene NAA60). Gene Ontology annotation, biological process: N-terminal peptidyl-methionine acetylation. The record is from RefSeq and is a predicted model, not a curated record. Bases 262 to 990 code for a protein of 242 amino acids. NCBI's taxonomy places the organism in Eukaryota, Metazoa, Chordata, Aves, Falconiformes, Falconidae. The transcript has 7 exons. Gene Ontology annotation, molecular function: histone acetyltransferase activity; protein-N-terminal amino-acid acetyltransferase activity. Gene Ontology annotation, cellular component: Golgi membrane.